AUGCUCGCCGGGGCGUUCCGGUGCGCGUCGAGGAACGCGCGAAGGCACGCGCGCGCGAGCGCGUCCGCGGAGGCGUUCUCAGCGGAGGCGGCUCGCUUCUCCUCCUCUUCGUCGCCCCUCCUUCACCGCAUCCCCGAGGAGGUGCCGUUCCGCCGCCGCCUCGUGCGCUGGUCCGCGGUCGGCGCGCGCUCCUUCGCGUCGUCCGUCGCGUCGUCGUCGUCGUCGUCGUCGUCGUCGCCGCCGCCGCCGACGCGGUCGAUCGCGUACGUCCCUCGAUACAAGCGCGACUCGAGAAGACCGAACGCGAACCCGAGACCGAGCGCGGGCGCGGGCGGCGGCGAGGGCGAGGGCGAGGGAUCGACCCCCGCGCGGCUCACCGCGAGGGCGCGGCGGCGAUCGGCGAAGGAGCGCGCGGCGGCGGUGGACGUCCCGAAGAUCAGCAGAACCGCGCCGGACGUCGUCGACGACGACGGCAUCGACGGAGGAGGCGAGAUGGGGAAGAGGAGGGCGAAGAAGGCGCCGGGAGCCGGGUACGAGGUGUGCGCGCGCGACGGCCGCGUGUACGACGCGCGGGGAGGGGAGCUGGGAAGGAAGCAGGUGGGCGGGGACGCGUACGCGCAAGUGGUGGCGCUCGGCGUGGACGCGGGCGAGGACACGAGCCCGGGGGUGCUCAUCUUUACCAACCGCCGACGGUACGUCUUCAACGUCGGCGAGGGGUUUCAGCGGUUUUGCGUCGAACACGGCGUCGCGCUGCGGAAACUGGAACGCGUGUUUCUGACGCGCGCGAGCGCGAGGACGUCCGGGGGGCUGACCGGGAUGCUGCUGACCGUCGCGGACGAGAGAGGGAACCCGGUCGCGACCGGGGCGCAGAGGAGCGAGGCGUGCGACAUCCCAGAGCUGACCGUGCACGGGCCGCCGAGGGGGGUCACGGACGUUCCCUUAACACGGAGCGCCGCCCUGCGUCUGAGGACAACAAACACGAGGAGGCUCGCGGCGGGCGUCGUCGACGCAAUUUUAUUUUUUUUGGUUUUUUUUGGUUUUUCCCUCGCUCGCUCGGUCCUUCUCCGCCCGCCCGAAGCGUCCGUCGCCGAUACCAGCGUCCGUCCGUCGCCGCCGCCGGUGAAUUGCAAUCAUACUGCGUUAUCUUUCCCACCCGCGGGGACUCCCGGCGGUCCCUUUACACGGACCGUCGCCCUGCAUCUGAGGAAAUCAUACACACAUGAGGCGCGAGCGAGCGACGGAGCGUUUUUUUUUUCUCUUCGCGCCCGCCAAACCCGAGCGUUUUUUUCUCAUCCAUCCCCGCCCCUCCCUCCCUCCCCCUCGUGCGCAGGCGCGUUCCACACCCUCGUCGGCACCAACCGAAACGUCAAAGUCAACUCGCGACCGUUCGAGCUCACCGCGCCCGGCGGCCCGACCGAGCGCCACCCCCACGCGCACAAGGACGAGCAGAUGGAGGUGACCCCCGUGGUGAUUUCGCUUCCGGCGACGACGGCGACCCGGGGGGGCGCGUCCGGGCCGUUCGGCGACGUCGCGUCCCUCGGCCGUCACGUCGCGAAGCGCCAGAAAACGAUGGAGGAGGGAGGAGGAGACGUAGGAGGUUUAGACGAUGCGGGUGAUCCUGGUAGUAACGGUCAUAACCAAGGCGUUACCUCCGCGCUCGUGCUCGACGAGACCGAGGCUGAGGCGGUGUGCUACGGGCUCCAGAUGGCGCCGUCGGCGGGGAAGUUCGACAACGCGAAAGCGGAGGCGCUCGGGAUACCCAAAGGGCCCUGGUGCUCGGACCUCGUCCACGGGUACUCGAUCACGCUGGAGAACGGCACCGUGAUCGAGCCGAGCAUGGUCGUCGGAGCGCCGACGACGGGCGCGCGCAUUUUCAUCGCCGACGUGCCGACGACGCGUCACCUCGCGGAGAUCACCAGGGAAGGGUCGCCGUCGUACAACGCGCUUCGAAAACUCGGACAUGUGUCGGACAAGAAAGUGUCGGACGAAGAUCUAGCGGUGUCGGAAGAUACGGACGCCGCCUUUCCGAUCGGCGACCUCGGGUGCGUGUUCCACCUCACCCCGUCGAGCGUCGCGAACACGCCGGAGUACGAGGCGUGGACGCGCGACUGCGAGGCGUUUAUCAAUCCCGCGAGAACGACGACGAAGACGACGACGACGAGAGACGGCGUCGAGACGACGACGACGACGACGACGACGACGCCGGUGCGGCACGUGUUCGUGAACGCGCUGACCCACGCGGACGCGCCGACGUUUCGCGCGUCGCACAUCGUGAGCCACCGCGUGAGCGCAGUGGACGACAAGGUGUUCCCGCCGCGGAGCGCCAAGGCGGCGUGGACGCAGCGGAUCGCGUGGGCGACGGACCGAGCGAAAGUCGCGGACGACAAUUGGGUCAGAGCCGCCGCCGCCGCCGCCGCGAAUAACGGGAGCGGCGACGGCGCGGGGACGACGACGUCGUCGUCGCCGCCGCCGCCGCCGACGCCGAUCGUUCACCCCGGCGUGAACAACACGAAGUACGUCUUGAUGCCGGUGGAUAAACAACGCGUCGACGCGACGGACGCGCGCGCGCCGCCGGCGAUGUCGGGGAGUUACAUCAACUACGACCUGGCGCCGCACGCGUUGAAGAAGAUCGUCGCGGACGCGGAGGCGACGCGGUCGGCCGCGGCGGCGAAGGCGGAGGCGGAGGCGGAGGCGUCGUCGGCGUUGGAACUGGAACUGGAGCCGGAAGCGAAACCGGCGGAGGCGAAACCGAAACCGCCCACGGGCGCGGAGCUGCCGACGCCGCGCGCUUUGCGAGGGCUCCGCGAGGGCGACGUCGAGCUGUCCUUCCUCGGCACCGGCAGCUCCGCGCCCGCCAAGUACCGCAACGUCAGCGGGAUCUUCCUCGACGUCCCGAGCCGCGGGUGCAUGUUUCUGGACGCGGGCGAGGGGACGUUCGGGCAGCUCAACCGGCUGUACGGCGCCGCCGGCGCCGACGCGCGAUUGCGACGGCUCAAGAUGAUUUGGAUCUCGCACGUGCACGCGGAUCAUCACGUCGGCGUGCCGACGCUGCUCGCGGAGCGACGCGCGCGCAUGAUCGCGUCCGGGAUCGAGAACCCGCCGCCGCUCGUCGUCGUCGGCCCGCCGGCGCUUCGGAGGUAUCUUCUCGCGUACGAGCAAGUCCAGCCGUUGUGUUAUCAUUUCGUCGCGUGCCACGAGGUCAGGGAAGACCGCUGGGCGGCGGCGGCGGCGGACGCAAGACGUUUCCCAAGUCUAGGGUUCUACGAGGAGCGGAGUUUGAAUCUCGUGCGCGCGGCGUGCGAGGAGAUGGAACUCGCGCGCGUCGUCUCCGCGCCCGUCGUGCACUGCGCGCAGUCGUACGCGGUGUCCGUGGAGGCGAAGCCGCGGGAAAAAGAAUUAGUAGUAGAGAGCGAAAACGCCCCCGCCGAAAAGGCUGCCGACGUCGUCCCCGGGUGGAAACUCGUCUACAGCGGCGACACGCGUCCGUGCGAGUCGCUCACGCGCUUGGCGACGGACGCCACGGUCCUCGUCCACGAGGCGACCUUCGAGAACGACAUGGACGAGGACGCGAUAAAGAAGCGGCACAGCACCACUCGCGACGCGGUGCGAACCGGCGUGGAGGCGCGCGCGUAUCGAACGAUUCUGACGCACUUCUCGCAGCGGUAUCCGAAGAUCCCGGUGCUGGACGAGAGCGUGAGCGAGCGGACCGCGGUCGCGUUCGACAUGAUGCGCGUGGACUUCGCGCGCGAUCUGCCGCGAUUGCCGAGCCUCGUGCCCGCGGUGCAGGCGGUGUUCCUCGACCCGGAGGAGGUGUUCGGAGGCGGCGGCAAUAAUACCGCCGCCGCGAAUAAGAAGAAGAAGUGGGGGCCGCCGCCGCGGGGGGGGUCGAAGUCUCCGCCGAGGCGAUGA
Messenger RNA from Micromonas pusilla CCMP1545, 3909 nucleotides. RefSeq lists its product as uncharacterized. Gene Ontology annotation, biological process: mitochondrial tRNA 3'-end processing. Lineage: Eukaryota; Viridiplantae; Chlorophyta; Mamiellophyceae; Mamiellales; Mamiellaceae. Gene Ontology annotation, molecular function: 3'-tRNA processing endoribonuclease activity. Gene Ontology annotation, cellular component: mitochondrion. Bases 1 to 3909 code for a protein of 1302 amino acids. The record is from RefSeq and is a predicted model, not a curated record. The transcript has 4 exons.